AUGACCAAAGUUGCUCAAAAUGUGGUCAGUACUGGUGAAGUGAAAUCAGUGACCGAGGGAGAUUCUAUCACUCUACACACUGAUGUCCAUACACAGAGAGAUGAUCUGAUACUGUGGAGGUUUGGAGAUGAUGGUGUUCUCAUAGCUAAAGUGGAUAAAGAAGACAAUAAGAGCUCAAUAUAUGAUGCUGAUGGGAGAUUCAGAGACAGACUGAAGCUGGAUCCUCACACUGGAUCUCUCAUCAUCACAAACACUAAAACCACAGACACUGGACUUUAUAAACUAAAGAUCAGCACCAAUAGAGACACAAAAUCCAAGACAUUCAGUGUUUCUGUCAGUGAUGGAGGUCUAUCUUCAGGAGGUGUAGUUGGAAUAGUGUUUGGUGUCCUGCUGUGUAUUGUUGUUGUUGUGAUUGUGAUUCGCCGCAUUAACUAUGAACCUCAGAAUGGAAAGGUUAAAGAGAAGACUGUGCUUGAGAACUGGAGUUCUGUCACUCUUGAGUCUGAUGUCACUGAACUCCAGUCUGAUGAUGUGAUCGAGUGGAGCUUUAGAGAUAAAGUGAUAGUCAUAUUCAGUAUGAACAACAAGCUCUUUACUGAUGAACAGAGAUUCAGAUACAGACUAGAGGUGGAUGAUCAGACUGGAUCUCUCAUCAUCACAAACAUCAGAACAGAAGACGCUGGACUGUAUAAAGUAAACAUCGGCAGCAGCAGUCGACUGAAAUCAUUCCUUCAGUUCAUCACCGGUGGAGGACCAUCAUACUAUCAGUUCAGUGUUAUAGUCACAGAUGAAGAGAGGAUUGAAGCAGUAGUGGUGCCAGAUUCUGUUUCUCCAGAGAUUGAUGUUACUGAAAUGGAGACUGGUGAUGUGAGAGCAGGUGCUUCAUGUAUUGUUUAUGUCAGGGAUGUUGUGACAGAUUCAGCAGGAUCAGCAGAAGAUGACUCCCCAACAGUUGUGAAGCCUUUACUGAAUGAAGUAGAAGAUAGAUGCUCAACAUCACUUCUGUUCCAUCAUCUAAAGCAGCGUGUCUCGAUGGAAGCAACAUGUUUUAAUUCAGAUAUUCUUUGUGGAUUAUCCAGUCAUGAUAAAAUGUUUACCUGCAGAACAUUUCGUAAUGCAUCAAGAGCAGCUAGAGUUUGUGGUUUUAAUGAAGCCUUGAAUGUUUUUGACCACGCACGAACACAUACCAUGUGAUGAUUUCAGCCAAUCACAGCAUGUUCAGCAGUUGAGCGCGACAGUGAGCACCGCAAGAUAUGCUCACAGUCCCCGUGACGUGCAUACAAAAUUCUGCUGCUUCACGCCGGACAAAGCUCUUCACGGCACUCGUAACCAAAUAUUGAGAAACAUCUCAUUAAGUUCUUAUUCUCCUCGAGAUGCGAGCAGCACCUUGUCUGUAUGAAACGUUUGGAAAAGUGUGUACUUUUACCCUUACUUGAGUGUUUCUCUUAAAGAAAUCUGUACUUUUACUUCAUUACACUUUGUGAAGUUCCUUCAUUCCUGAGUGAAUGAUUCUUUUGAGUCGAUUCUUUUCAAAGCAUUUAUUGAACACUGGAGGAAACCAGCGGAACAGUUUCAUGAAUCAUUUCAAAUCAUUUGUCCAUAUAUUCCACUCAAGAGUUUUUCAUUUAACACUCACUCCUCACAGCCUGUGUCCUCACACUCUCUGGAGAAGACAAAUCUGUACAAGCUACUGCUUAAUCUAUAUAAAUACUAUUUAAAUGUUUAAUGCGUAGUCUGUCGUAAUGUAUUGUUUUAUUACUCUUUGUCUACUGUAACAGUAUUUUUGUAAGUCUGACUGAAACCUUUCUCUUUUAACACAAAAUAAGCUGUUAUUACACUUUCAAUGUCUUUACAAAAAAACGGAGUUAUGAAAAGAGUGUUUAUGUUUUGCAGACAGCUAGAUAGGUAAUGUAUAGUUUAUUUCUAUUUCCAGCACCGUGUCAUAAGAUGUUCUUGUAAAUAAUAACUAUAAUAUGCAUCACUGGUCAAUCCAUCCAU
Triplophysa dalaica is the source of this 1998-nucleotide messenger RNA. RefSeq lists its product as uncharacterized. Lineage: Eukaryota; Metazoa; Chordata; Actinopteri; Cypriniformes; Nemacheilidae. The record is from RefSeq and is a predicted model, not a curated record. The coding region runs from base 1 to 1194 and encodes 397 amino acids. The transcript has 6 exons.